Molecule: messenger RNA, 393 nt
Organism: Staurois parvus
Lineage: Eukaryota; Metazoa; Chordata; Amphibia; Anura; Ranidae
Source: the annotation of a GenBank genome assembly
GUGGACUCCAAUCAACUGAAUGUCCCACAGGUGGACUCCAAUCAAAUGAAUUUCCCACAGGUGGACUCCAAUCAACUGAAUGUCCCACAGGUGGACUCCAAUCAACUGAAUGUCCCACAGGUGGACUCCAAUCAACUGAUUGUCCCACAGGUGGACUCCAAUCCACUGACUGUCCCACAGGUGGACUCCAAUCAACUGAAUGUCCCACAGGUGGACUCCAAUCAACUGAAUGUCCCACAGGUGGACUCCAAUCAACUGAACGUCCCACAGGUGGACUCCAAUCAACUGAACGUCCCACAGGUGGACUCCAAUCAACUGAACGUCCCACAGGUGGACUCCAAUCAACUGAAUGUCCCACAGGUGGACUCCAAUCAACUGAAUGUCCCACAGGUG